Betta splendens (Siamese fighting fish) is the source of this 2201-nucleotide messenger RNA. RefSeq names its product aquaporin-11-like. Lineage: Eukaryota; Metazoa; Chordata; Actinopteri; Anabantiformes; Osphronemidae. Gene Ontology annotation, cellular component: cytoplasm. Bases 152 to 958 code for a protein of 268 amino acids. The transcript has 3 exons. Gene Ontology annotation, molecular function: channel activity. The record is from RefSeq and is a predicted model, not a curated record.
CGUUUUGACGCGGCUGCGGUGGAGCAGCGGCAGCGUGGCUCGACUGCAAGCAGGGAAGCAAAGUAACCUGGCGCAACUCUAGUGUCCCCCCUCCGGAGUCCAGGAGUGUGCUCCGAGGUUAACCCGUCGAUCUGACUCGCGGGAACCGGACAUGACUGACCUGUGGGUCUCGCUGGGGGUGCUGGGAGCCGCCGUGCUGCUCAGCGAGGCGAUCCGCCGCACGGCCGCGCGUCUUUUCCCGGGAGCGGCGUGGAUUUACCUGCUGGAAGCGGCGUCCACCUUCCAGCUCUGCGCCUGCACCCACGAACUCAAACUGCUGGGCGAAACGGCGCGGCUGGAGCCGGCCGCCAGCCUGCUGCUCACCUACACCAUGACGGUCGUCCACCUCUCAACUUUCCGCGAAGCGACGGUUAAUCCCAUCGGAGCCGCGGAGCGCGUUUUCCGCGGGAGCGGCGCGCGCCGCGCGGCGGCGGGGGUCGUCGCCUGUCAGUUCGCAGCCGCGGUCGCCGCGCAGCUCUUCGCGGCCGCCGCGUGGUCGCUGGCCCUGUCCGACGUCCACCAGCGGCACCAGAGGUUCGGGUUCAGGUGCUUCGACCCCCUCGGCGGGACGGUGCUGGAGGCCGCGGCCGCGGAGCUGGCCUGCGCCUUCGCCUUCCAGGCUGCGGUGCUGCACAUCCGCAAAGUGGACCCGAAGCUCCGGGUUCACUGCGUCGCUGCUCUCAUCACCGCUCUGGUUUACGCAGGUGGACGCGUCUCAGGAGCGGUUUUCAACCCCGUCCUGGCCUUCUCCAUCCAGUUCCCCUGCAGCGGCCACACGUACAUGGAGUACGCCUUCAUAUACUGGCUCGGACCACUUCUAGGUGUAGUGAGCUGUAUUGUGCUGUUUGAGAAGAUCAUCCCUUUCCUGUCUGGAAAAAGCACCAUCGGUUUGGACGUCCAGAAGCAGAAAACCCAGUAGCAGUGCUCGAAUCGCCCCAAGUUGGUGUGAUGAGGUUUCUAAGCAGAUGAUUCCGCGUGUGGUGUGCGCAGAACACCAGUAUUACUAACUUUUAUUGUUACUGGCACACACAGAAAGUCCAGGCGUGACUUGUACGUGUCCCGUGAUACAAGUGAACAAACUGUGAAAAGCACAAAGACUGAGCAGUCAUUUGUAAGAAUGAAACUCAGGAAAUACCCACAACACUGAUGUGCCUGAACAAUGUCUUCUCAACAGGCUGCAGCCUAAUUAUAGCAACUAGCUGGAAGCAUAAGCCAGUAAUUAAACAGUGAGAAGAUCAAACGUCAGACCCUAAUUUAGCGACUGUAUUUAUAUAUGAAUGAAGGAAUGCAUUUGUUUAUUAAUACAAACUAAAGAUUGUAAGAAAACUAGACGCUACUCAGCUUGUUUAGUAAUUUGUAAUGAAUGAGACAUAAUGUCUGUAAAUAAUUUUCUCAUUUUAAUUAGAUAUAAAUAUGGAAAGUGAACUGCAGAUAUGACCUAUGAGUAGGGACUUUGCCAAAUAAUAUGUAUGAACUGUGUAAGAUGAACAGCUUUCACUUACUGCUGUCACCACCAAUUUACCAGAAACCAAACAGGAGCAGAGCAUGUGGAAAACACGAGGGACCAAGGUGGUUAACAUGCAGGUAGCAGUGUUAUUUUCCCCUUUGGUAGAACUGCCAGCGUCAUGUUUCAAUGAAUAUCUUGAAAGGUGUGUCAACAAACUGACAACGUGGUUCAGAAGACACUUCUAGGAAAUGAUUAGCACAUAAAACAGACGAACCGCUUCAGAUAAAUGACCGGGUGACAUAAUCAGUGACUCAGCGGGGCCGUCUAAUAUGAAAACCAUUCUGAAGCACAGGGAAUUGAAAGAGAAAGCAAACAGCACAACAACUGGAAUAUUUGUUUUGUCUUAAUCUCAUUUAGUUUCCCUGUUUGUAAUAAUUUGUCACUAAUCCUUUUAAAAUGUAUUUUAUGCAAUAACUAAGAUGAGAAAACCAGAGACUCUGUUUCUGGUGUUGAUUGCUCUUAAUUUUAAAUGACCAAAUGCAGAUUUCAUUAAAAUCUGUUUUUACAGUAACACACCUGCAUCUUAAGAAUGUACUAUUUAUCAGACACAUCUCCGUUGUCUGACACUUAAAUGUACAUCAUUUUGGUUUAGUGAUGUCAUUUACUUUGACAUAUUAUAUUUCAUAAUAUUUUGAUUAAAAUAUCGGACAACUUU